Camelus dromedarius (Arabian camel) is the source of this 4289-nucleotide messenger RNA. RefSeq names its product GIPC PDZ domain containing family member 3 (gene GIPC3). The transcript is spliced from 3 exons. Lineage: Eukaryota; Metazoa; Chordata; Mammalia; Artiodactyla; Camelidae. Gene Ontology annotation, molecular function: receptor ligand activity. The record is from RefSeq and is a predicted model, not a curated record. Gene Ontology annotation, biological process: signal transduction. The coding region runs from base 1171 to 3963 and encodes 930 amino acids.
UAGAUGGAAGGUUCUAGAUGACAGGGAGCAUCUGGCACUGUGUAAGGAACAGGUAGGUCAUUUCUGGAUUGUUACUGAGUCAGUUCAGGCAUAGGGGUUGGGGGAGUCUUGGAAAGAUCUGGAAAGGAUGAGGAGGUAUCUGGAUCUACUUUGGAACUUGGCUCAGAGCGUUUAAAGUUCUGCUUUGAGGCUAUGGAGAGUUCUAGGGAACAGAUGUCAAAGGGAGUUCUAGAAUGAUGCUUUUCAAAGAGAAGCCUGUGACUGGUCCAGGGAUGAGGUAAGGGGUUUGCCCAAGAAGAGGGGUUCUCAACCUCCACACGAUUGACACUUGGGUUGGGAUGAGUCUUUGCUGUGGGGGCCAUUCUGGGCACCGUAGGGCAUUGAGUAGCAUCCUUGGCUUCAAUCCAACAGAUGCCAGUGUCUCCUCCAAAUUGUAACAACCAACAAAGUAUUGUCAAUGGCACCUGGAAGGCAAAAUCACCCCCCACCCGAUCGAGAACUUCACUCUAGAAUGUAGAUCAUCCUACUUAGUUCAGCAGACAAUUUUUUCCCAAGGGUAGACUUUCUCAAGGAAAGAAGCAGGAUGCUGAUUUCCAUUCUGGCGCAGCCUUCUUAUCCCAUGAUGGACUGGCCCUUCGAGUAGCACACUGUUCCAGAACAAGAGGUGCUUGGGGGGAGGGUGUAGCUCAGUGGUUGAGCACAUGCCUAGCAUGCACAAGGUCCUGGGUUCAAUCCCCUGAGCCUCCUCUAAAAAUAAAUAAAUAAACCUACUCCCCCCACAAAAAACCAAAAGAAAAUGAACAAGAGGUGCCCUAGAAGUGCCCUGGCCCACCUGGAGGGAGGUCCCAGGAGAGUGGAACAGGACGGGGUCCUAGAUCUGCCCUGGAGCACGACCGCGAACUCUGAGGUGCCUGGGUUAGGAAGAGCUGAUUCUAGAGCAAGCAGCUUUCUAGACUGACCUUCUGGCCACAAGGAGCAUCUUAAGCACUCUCUUCUAGGGAAAGUCACUUUAAGAGGAGGAGGGAGACUUGAGGGAAGAAAGGAUUCUUAAGCAGGAUCUCUAAAGAUUCACCCACAGACAUAAAAAGGUCUUUGAAGGGUAGGAAGGUUCUAGAAAGGCUUAGUGGGUAGCUUCUGAGUGCUUGGGAAGCUGUGGGUCUGCCCAGACAUAUGCAUCCCCCUGUUCUGUCCCCUCCAGAUAUGAUUGGCCAGAGGAGCCGCAGCAGCAAAUGCCCCACAGAGGCAAAAGUCAGCAGCGGGAGGGCGACCCUGCGGCUUCGUGCUGGCGGGGCCGCCGCCGUGGAGGAAAUGCCCAGUGAAUUUGAAGAGGAGGCAUCUCGGAGGGUGGAUGACCUGCUGGAGAGUUACAUGGGCAUUCGGGACCCAGAGCUGGGUAAGGGGCCAGGCAUCCACCAUGGUGGAGACAUCCAAGGAGACAGCGAGCGUCCAGGAGUUUGCGCGCCAUUUAGACUCCGUCUUGGGCGAGUUCGCCUUUCCGGACGAGUUUGUGGUGGAGGUGUGGGCCGCCAUCGGCGAGGCCAGGGAGGCCUGUGGCUAGUCUGCCCCGUGGCUGGGCGCAGCCCCAGCCCACAGCCCAGCCCCCUGCCCCAGCCCUACCAGCCAGUUCCCAAAGUGCAGCCCUGUUCCAGAGUCCAGCCCACAUCUGAGACCCAGCCCUGCUCUAGAAUCCAGCUCAGCUCUGAGGUCAAGCCCUGCUCUAGACCCCAGGAUAGCUCAGAGGCCCAGUUCAUCACUAGAACCCCAUCCAGUUCUGAGACCCAGCCCAGCUCCAGAACACAGCCCAGUUCUAGAACCCAGCUUUCUUCUAGAAUCCAGGACAGCUCUGAGGAAAAGCUGAGCUCUGACAUGAAGUCAAGUUUUGGAACUCAGACAAGUUUUAAGACCCAGCUUAGCUGUGAAAUGAAUCCUAAUUCUGGAAGCUCUAUGACCAAGCCCUGCCUUAAAACUCGACCCGACUCUGGAAUGCAUGACAGCACCACGACACAGCCGUACCUGGACACCUGCUCUAGCUCAGGAACGCCACUUGGUUCUGGAACCCAGGUGAGACUCAAAAAGCAGCCCAGCUCCAGAAGCCAUGCCAGCUCAGGAUUCAAAGAGGGUUCCCAAACCCAACCCUAUUCACGAACUCAGACCAGCUCAGGAAACCAGAUGCAUGCUGCAGCCCAGUCCAGGUCCAGGCUCCAGCCUGGCUCUAAAACCCAGUUGCACUCAAGUACUCACCCCAAUCCUGGGGCCCAGUCCAGCUCCAGUGAUGAGUCCAGCUCAGAGGCUGAGCCCAGCUCUAAACUCCAGCCUAGUGCAACAAGCAGGCCCAGCUCCAGGAUUCAGACAAGCUCUGGACCCCCAACCGUCUCUGGAGGGGGAGCCUCCUCCAGAGUUCAGUCUGACACUGAGCCCUGUGCUCACUGCAGAACACAGAGCAGCUCUAGAAUGCCAUCUAGCUCCGGGACCCAGACAGACUGUGAGGCGAGGCCGAUUUCCAGAGUUCAGUGCAGCUCAGCCACCCCGCCCAGCUCCAGAACUCAGCACAGCUCUAGAGCACAGACUGGCUCUGAAAGCCCAUUUAGCUCUAAAACACAGUCAAUUGCUGAGACCCAGCUGAGUUCCAUAAUCCAGCUAAAGCCUGGAAUCCAGCCAAGUCGUGGGACCCAGACCAAUGCAGCAACAGACUUAAGCUCCACAGCUCUGUCGAGCUCCGAGAGCAGGCCCAGCUCCAGGACCCAGCCCCACCCAGGGGCUCAGCAAACCUCUGGGACUCAGCUCAUCUCGGAAACCCUGCCACGUUCUCAAUAUCAAUUCCAGGCCACAAUCCAAGGCAGCUCUGGUGUUGAGCUGGACUCUGAGAAGCAGACCAGCUCUGGAACUCAGCUCAUCUCUAAAGUCCAGUCCAGCUCUGGGACUCAGACAAGAUCAAGAAUUCAGCCCAGCUGUGGAGCCCAGCUCAGCUCUAGAACCCAGUCUAGCUCCAGGACUCAGUUCAGCUCGGAGACUCAACCCAGCUCUGAAACCCAGACCAGUUCAAAAAUACAGCCCAGCUCUGGAACCCAACUCAGCUCCAGAACCCAGACCAGUUCUGGAAUCCAGCUCAGCUCUGAGACACAGUGCAGCUCUGGGACCCAGACUGGAACAAGAAUUCAGCCCAGCUCUGAAGCCCAUCUCAGUUCGGGAACCCAGACCACUUCUGGAAACCAACUCAGCUCCAGAAUACAGAGCAAUCCAAGAAUUCAGUCCAGCUCCAAGACUCAACCCAGCUCUGAAACCCAGACGAGUUCAAGAACUCAGCCCAGCUCUGGAGUGCACCUGAGUUCCAGAACCCAGCCUGUUUUUGGAACCCAGCCCAGCUCCAGAACCCAGACCAGUUCUGGAACACAGUUCAGCUCUGAGACCCAGAACAGUGCAAGAAUUCAGCCCAUCUCUGGAGCCCAGCUUAGCUCCAGAACCCAGUUCAGUCCCAGGGUUCAGCCCAGCUCUGAAACCCAGACCAGUUUAAGAACACAGCCCAGCUCUGGAGUCCCCCUUGGCUCCAGAACUGAAUCUGCUUCUGAAACCCAAUCCAGCUCCAGAAGCCAGGCCAGCUCAAGAAUCCAGGUCAGUUCUAGAAAUGGGAUCCACCCACAGACCCCUAGCCUUGACCCCAGAACCCAGCCAGACCUUGCUCCCCCAGCCCGACCUCAACACCCAGGACCACCACCCAGAGCCCCAGCUCCAGCUCUGAGCAAAGUCUCUUGCCCUCAGCCCCAGACUCAUGAUCUGGUACAAGGAACCCAGGCUGAUACUGGCCCGGGCCAAAGUCCAUCAGCUUCCCGGCUGGCCCCACAGCCACAGGCCCCCGCGGUCCCUCAGAAACCAGCCCUUUCCCCCAAGCCCCAGGUGGGACUCCAGAAGCUCACCCCGCCCACCAAAUCCGUCAUCCCUAGUCUGCCUCCAGGGCGGCCUUCCUAGGCCCCUGUCCCCGCAGCUCACGGAGUCCGGCGGCUCCGCGGAGAUCAGAGCCCCUCCCCCACCAAGGGGUAGCAUAGUUUUGGCCCCUGUGGCUCCAACCGCCUCUCCUGCCCCUCCAGGCCUGGGUCCCCCAGAAGUAGCGGUGACCUCAUUCCUCUAUAGGUCAGGGAAGGCGGGGAGAGUGGAAACGGGCUUCACUUUCACUCCCGCCUGAGCCUGGCUCUGCGAGGUGUAAGCAGGCCCCAGUCUGUGGAGGGGAAAGAGGCGGCAGGAGGCAGUUUGCUCUUCAUGUACCUCGAGGGCUCGGCGGAAUAAAGGCACCUCCC